Molecule: messenger RNA, 1215 nt
Organism: Protobothrops mucrosquamatus (brown spotted pit viper)
Lineage: Eukaryota; Metazoa; Chordata; Lepidosauria; Squamata; Viperidae
Product: thyrotropin-releasing hormone receptor-like
Exons: 3
Coding region: 1-1215 (404 amino acids)
Biological process (GO): phospholipase C-activating G protein-coupled receptor signaling pathway
Cellular component (GO): membrane
Molecular function (GO): thyrotropin-releasing hormone receptor activity
Source: RefSeq, a predicted model, not a curated record
AUGGAGAACAUCAGCAGCAGCAAAGUAGACACCCCCACCAACAUCUCCUUGGGGAUUGGCGGUCUCCCAUUCAGCAUCUUUGAAUACAAGACCAUCUCAGUCUUCCUGGUGCUUGCCAUAUGUGGAAUUGGCAUUAUUGGCAAUGCCAUGGUGGUCACCGUCGUUCUGACCACCCGUGACAUGAGGACUCCGACCAACUGCUACUUGGUUAGUUUGGCUGUGGCUGAUCUGAUCGUUCUAGUGGCUGCUGGCCUGCCCAACAUCUCUGACAGCCUGGCAGGAACAUGGAUCUAUGGCUUUGCUGGGUGCCUUGGCAUUACCUACUUUCAGUACCUGGGCAUUAAUGCAUCCUCCUGGUCUAUUACAGCUUUCACUGUGGAAAGAUAUAUUGCCAUCUGCCACCCAAUGAAGGCACAGACAAUGUGCACCGUGUCUCGGGCCAAGCGCAUCAUGGCAUUUGUUUGGAUCCUCAUUUCGGUGUACUGCAUGCUCUGGUUCUUCCUGGUGGAUGUGGCUGCUAACAACAGCCAGCAGCUGGAGUGUGGCUAUAAGGUCUCCCGCAACCUUUACCUGCCCAUCUACCUGCUGGACUUCGCCCUCUUCUUCAUCACACCUCUGCUGCUCACCACUGUGCUCUAUGGCCUCAUUGGAAAAGUCCUCCUCCAGAGUCAUGCCCUGCACCACCCUGCUGGCCUCAGUGAAUGCUGGCGAGAACGAAGCAACCAGGAGAAAAACGGCACCGAGGUUGGCCCGAGCAGAGCUGGCAGUUCAAGAACCAGAGUGCCGGUCUCUUCCAGGAAACAGGUCACCAAGAUGUUGGCUGUGGUGGUGGCCCUCUUCGCCCUACUCUGGAUGCCCUACAGGACUCUGGUUUUGGUGAACUCCUUCGUGGAGCACCCCUACCUGGACCGCUGGUUUGUCCUCUUCUGCAGGAUCUGCAUCUACACCAACAGUGCCAUCAACCCCAUCAUCUACAACCUCAUGUCCCAGAAGUUCCGUCUGGCCUUCAAGAAGCUUUGCAAGUAUAGCGAGGAGGAACUUCAGCGGCAGCGUAGCUUUCACACAGCCUCUGGCAAUGACAGCUCCAGGAAGGUUGGCCCCAUCGGCCAGCAGGCCAACCACAAAGCGGGGAGGCUGGCUGGGACCACCGGAGCAGAGGCUGAACAACAAACCCUGAGCCAGAAAGAGAAGGAGAUGCAGUUCAGCCUGCUUUGA